Molecule: messenger RNA, 1383 nt
Organism: Colletotrichum spaethianum
Lineage: Eukaryota; Fungi; Ascomycota; Sordariomycetes; Glomerellales; Glomerellaceae
Product: loline biosynthesis cluster 1 transcription factor lolU1
Exons: 1
Coding region: 1-1383 (460 amino acids)
Source: RefSeq, a predicted model, not a curated record
AUGGCCGUAGCAGCCGAGCAUAGUGAGCUGCAGUGGGCGAAGGCAUCGUCAAGAACCUAUGAGCGGUCGCUAGACGACAUGGAAAGGUUCUUCGGCCUCGCCGGGGAGGGAGGAGUGGGUGCAACUGAUGGCCAACACUGGCAUAUCUCGGUCAUGGCCAAGAUCAAGACGACUGGACUCGACCUGAGGAAAGUCAUUCCGACCGCGUGGAAAAACUUGCGCGGCAUUAAUCCUUGCUUGUCGGCUGUCGUUCGAGACAAUCGCUGGAUUUACACCGUUGCUGACGAGCAGGAGCUCGAGUCCUGGCUUGAAGAAACUCUGCACUUCCACGACACUCCCAGCACGUCCCGCGACAUGUUCCCCAUCAGAAACUUCACCGGACGUGCUGUCCUCCACGUCCUGCUGCAGACACAAGAGCUCUACCUUUUGGCCCCUCACACUCAUCUCGACGGAAUCGGUGCCUAUACUGCCAUGAGCAACCUCAUCCAAGCCUUGGCCGACGCCGCUUCCACCCGUGAGGGCCCUACAUUCGGCGGUAAUGAGGCCCAGCACUUGGUUCCUCCGCUCAAUUUCCUUGCCGACAUUUCUGCCGUGACGGACGCAAACAAAAGCACCUUCAAGUCCAUGUUGGGAAGCUGGAUGGCCGGCUUCGCGGGUGUGAAGCUUCAACACAACCGCGACACAAAACAGCCAUGUGGAGACCCAAAAAUCCUCUACGCUCCAUUCAGUGUCGAGGAAAGCAAACGCAUCGUAGCAAGAUGCAAAGAGCUAGGCUUGACCGUCACCGCGGCAGUGCAAGCGGCCGUCUCCACCGCUCUGCGCAAACAAGUCAAUUCAACUGCGACGAUCCAAAGCGCCGUCACCAUCCAUGACGUUCGCAAAUGGGUCGACAAGUCCAAAUAUCCUGCAACCGCCCUCGUCGGUGCGCUGGCCGUCCCCGUCCCCGCCGUCUUCACCCUGACCGACGAUUUCGUGGAGACGGCCCAGCUUGCCAAGCAGAAGUAUCGCGACCCGGACCAGACCGGUCUGCUGCGCACCCUGCCAAGCUUCUGGGGUAACGAAAUGGUGGCGAUCAUGACUUCGCCGCCGCCAGGCGCGGAGGCGCCUAGCUCGCUAGGGCUGUCCAGCUUUGGUAUCAUGGACUCAUACAUCAAACCGUCGUACCAAGGCGCUACGGGAAGUAAGACAGAGGUAAAGGUGGAGGAUGCCUGGGUGGGCAUUACAUUGUACUCACCGGACAUCUUGUUGCAUCUGUGGACGUUGCAGGGCGCCAUGAGACUGCAGUGUGUGUACAACGAGGCGUAUUUCGAUAAGGAGUCGGUGGCGGCGCUGCUCAAGGCGACUGAGAACGAGCUACUGCUAGGUUUAGGUUUGGUGAACUAA